GUUACUAGCGGUCCAAUGUGCGUUGGAGGGACUGAUGCACUGGAGAGGAUAGAACAGAUCUAUGUGAACAUAAGGAUCAGGAUCGGGAAAAUCUCUCACAAGAAAUCCGAUUGCGGAUUUCCCUAGGUGGAUUUUUGGCUAUUGACUACAUCAUUACUUCAUUCUGAUAUACGCGUACUAUACACAUAAAUGAUUGGUAGAAGACUAGGAAAGGAUAGGUAGAAGACUAGGAAAGGGAAGGGAGGUUGUGAGGAGGUUUCUUCAUUCUUGUAGGACAUGAGGAGUCUACAUUAAGGAAUAAAUAUGACAGAAUUAUUUGGUAAGUUCUUGUGAAAAUUAUCAGGGUUUCUUCCGAUUGUAUAUAUGUAUGGCUUUAAAGACACUUUAGGGUGACAGUGGAGCUGAAAUCAAUCUCUCUCUCUCUCUCUCUCUCUCUCUCUCUCAUCACUGUCUGUUCGAGGCUCAGAGCAGGAGAGAACUAGACUGGAAGAGGGUGAAACUGAAACGUCUCUACAUCUCAAGAAGAAUCAGACGAGAUCAGAUCAUGAGAGCCACCUUUGGACAGUUAAAAGGAACUCGAAAUUCUCCAAAUUAUAUUCUCCCACAGUUAUAUAUAUUGGAAGAAACGGAAGGAGGGGAGGGAGGUUCAGUGUGGAAUGGGAAUGUGAAGAAGAGGAAGGAGAUGACAUGGUGUAAUGACUGUGACGAUGACAGAGCUGUUGUUGAUCAUCAAAGCUCUUCGCCGUCACCCACAGCGGUUCUCCUCCCUCCUGACAAUCACGAUGAUCAAACCUUCUUCACCAUCUGUCCUUCAUGUGGCCACCGGAUCUCAUCUCAAGAACAGGGGGGAGGAAUUCAUGAGUUGCCAGGUUUACCGGCCGGAGUGAAGUUUGAUCCGACCGACCAGGAGCUGCUCGAGCAUCUGGAGGGGAAGGUGCGUGCUGAUAUUCAAAAGCUUCACCCUCUCAUUGAUGAAUUCAUCCCUACCCUUGAUGGGGAGAAUGGGAUAUGUUACACUCACCCAGAGAAGCUACCAGGAGUAAACAAAGAUGGACUAAUUCGUCAUUUCUUUCAUCGACCUUCAAAAGCAUACACAACGGGGACUCGAAAGAGGAGGAAGGUGCACACAGAUGCCAAUGGUGGCGAGACACGAUGGCACAAAACAGGCAAGACCAGGCCAGUUUUUGUGGGUGGCAGGGUGAACGGGUACAAGAAGAUACUUGUACUCUACACCAACUAUGGAAAACAAAGAAAACCUGAGAAGACAAAUUGGGUGAUGCACCAAUACCACCUUGGGAAUAAUGAAGAGGAGAAGGAUGGAGAAUUAGUGGUGUCCAAAGUGUUCUAUCAAACACAACCUAGGCAAUGUGGUUCAGUUGUGAAGGAUUCUCUUCCUAUUCAAAAUGAGCAUGAUAGUUCUAAUAGUUUAAGGGACACAUCAAACCUAGUUGAAUACUAUAGUCCCUCACUAAUCUCCUAUGAUCAAGGCAAUCAUGCUAGAGCAAGCCCUCCUCAGCUAAUGCCAAAUUUCAUGGUCCAUGCUGAUGGGUCUCCAUUUCUUCAUUAAAGGGUCUCUCAAAUUGCUAACAACCAAAACAGAAGGUAAUUAUACAGGUGAAAUCAGAGGUGGUACUUGUGUAUUAGUGAAAAUAAAUUAUUCCAUUGAUAUUUUUAUGAUGACCAAAAAUAGGAGGGAAGUAAUAAAAAAGAAGUGUGUUCUAAGGAGUUUCAUGAGUUAUUGAAGAGAAAAAUAUAAGAGGAAGGAAAUGAAGUUUUAUGUUGGUAA
Macadamia integrifolia is the source of this 1786-nucleotide messenger RNA. RefSeq names its product NAC domain-containing protein 73-like. Gene Ontology annotation, molecular function: DNA-binding transcription factor activity; transcription cis-regulatory region binding. The record is from RefSeq and is a predicted model, not a curated record. Bases 545 to 1567 code for a protein of 340 amino acids. The transcript has 5 exons. Gene Ontology annotation, cellular component: nucleus. Lineage: Eukaryota; Viridiplantae; Streptophyta; Magnoliopsida; Proteales; Proteaceae. Gene Ontology annotation, biological process: regulation of DNA-templated transcription.